AUGAAGGCCGUCAUCGCCUUGGCCAGUCUCAUCUGCUGCACGGUGGCUCAGAGCAGCUCUGUCAAAGUGAAAUGGCUGGAAGCUGCUCCUGACUACCUCGGAGGUGUGACUUUCGGUCUUCCAUGGCCUCGCGGCCAACACCUGGCAAACGCAACCACAUUCACGGCUUCUGGGGACACUCAACUCCAAUCUUGGGUCACUGCAUACUGGCCCGAUGGCUCUCUGAAAUGGACGGGACACGCCCUCGGAGCAAUCGAUUUCCCCGCGGAUGAAUACACUAUCACCGCAUCGAACACUGGCAGCUCGACUUCGUCACAAAUCAAAAGGCAAAGCAGUGGUAUACAGGUGACAAACAUUGGAGAUGAGAUUGUCGUUGAUACCGGCAAAGUGGCAGCAGCUUUCCCGAAGUCCGGCAACGUUUUGGUGUCUUGGAUCAAGGCUGGUCGCAAAAUAGUCGGAGAGAAUGGUCGCUUGAUACUACGAUCACAGAGUGGCACGCCCGAUGACGACGAGGAUGGAAAGCCGACUGGCAUUGACUUCUUCACCUUCACUAGCAAGGUGUCCAACGUAACCGUCUCUGAGAAUAACUCGGUCCGUACAUUAGUAACGGUCUCUGGCUUGCACUCAAUUGUUGGAGAUGGUGCACACGAUGACUGGAUGCCUUUUACGGUACGCUUCUAUCUCUAUGCCAAUUCGGAGGCGAUCCGCGUCAUUCAUACCAUCAUCUACGAUGGAGACAUGACUAAGGACUUCCUGUCUGGCAUUGGCCUUCGCCUAGACGUACCGCUUUCCGAAGAGAAAUUCUACGAUCGUCACAUCCGUAUUGCGGGUGUGGACGGAGGAAUGCUUAAUGAGGCGGUCCAGGGUGUUACAGGUCUGCGUCGCGAUCCUGGAGCGAAUGUGCGCUCAGGGCAGUUCAAUGGCACAGUACUUCCAAAUGCGACUACUUGGGACCGGAGAGUCACAACACGCUUGCAGUGGAUCCCAACCUGGAGCGAUUAUCGCCUUACGCAAUUGUCGUCUGACGGCUUCAAUUUGAAAAAGCGUACCAAGGCCGGCCAAAGCUGGGUAAAGAUUCCAGGAGGCAGUCGCUCGGGCGGUCUCGCUUACUUAGGAGGAUCUACUGUCGGUGGCCUUGCAGUAGGCCUACGUGAUUUCUGGAAAAAGUAUCCUACCAGCUUGGAUAUUUCCAAUGCAGCCACAGACACUGGCUCCAUCACCCUCUGGCUUUACAGCCCGCAAGCUGGGCCAAUGGAUAUCAGACCCUACCAUGACGGACUUGGCCAAGACACAUAUGCAAAACAACUAGACGCCUUGGAGAUCACCUACGAAGAUUGGGAGGCAGGUUACGACACACCCUAUGGAGUAGGACGCACCAACGAGCUCUACAUCUAUGCCUUCGAGUCUACACCGUCCGCCGACAAGCUAUCAACACUCACCAAUUGUACCAACAACCCCCCGGUGUUGAUCCCAGAGCCGGAGUACAUCCGCGACACCAAAGCCAUCGGAUCGUACUGGGACGUUCCUGGUGCUGUUGAUUCCGCACAAGCCCGUAAGAUUGAAGAGAAUAUGGAUUUUCUCAUAAACUUUUACACAAAUGAGGUCGAAAAUAGGCGUUGGUACGGUUUCUGGGACCAUGGCGAUAUCAUACAUACCUAUGAUGAUGACAGGCACCAGUGGAGGUAUGACAUUGGUGGCUAUGCCUGGGACAACUCAGAACUUUCCCCUGAUCUCUUCUUCUGGGGAUUUUUCCUCCGCACCGGCCGCGCUGAUGCCUAUCGUCUUGCCCACGAUCAAGCUCGACACGGCGGAGAUGUAGACUCGUACCAUCUCGGCAACUUUACUGGUCUUGGCACCAGGCACGGUGUUCAGCACUGGAGUGACAGUGCAAAGCAAGCUCGGAUUGCGACUCCCGUAUACCGGAAAACUUUCUAUUAUAUCUCCGGUGGCGACGAGCGUACCGGAGAUCUGGUACGUGAAGUUCUCGAUGCCGACAAGGCUUUUCUUCUCGUGGACGCGAGACGCAAAGUCAGAGACCCAUCAGUUGUUUACGUGCCCGAUGCUGAAGCGCUCUAUCUCAAUUUCGGCACGGACUGGGCUGGUAUCGCACAAGCUUACCUCAUUGAAUGGGAACGUCACGGCCCACGUUGGGAAGAAGCUCGCGACAAGCUCAUUGAGGCGCUCAAGACAUAUCCCAAACUCAAAAAUGGCUUCAUCACCGGUGAGGCGUUGUACAACAGUCUCACCGGUGCAUGGGCUCCUCCACCGACGGAUCCAACAAAUAACGGUAGCAUCACCGUCUCACAUCUGUCUGGUGUUUUUGGAGUGCUUGAGACAAUCGACCAACUCCAUGACCAUUUUGGUACCGAGCAGCAAAACGUUACCAAACCAUUCCUCGAUGCUUUUCUCGAUUAUUGUUAUUACUAUGGCGCUAGUAAGACCGAACAGGCAGCCCGUUACGGCAAAGACUUUGGCACACUGAAUCUUAAACAAGGUCACUCUCGCUUCACGGCUUACGUUGCCCAUCAUCGUAAUAACGCGACACUUGUUCCAAGGGUAUGGUCGGAGUUCCUAGGCGAUGGUAGCAAGGACGGGCUUGCACCCAAUGCACCCUGGAAGACGGAAAGGAUUGAUGGGAGCGCCGUCCUGAUACCGGUUAAUGAGGCGAAAUGGGUCAGCACAAAUGCUGCAGCCUUGUACGGAGUGGCAGGUAUUGAGAAUCUGGCGCUCGUUGGUGCACCAGAUGUGAACAAAUUGAGCGGCAACGGCACUGCGAAUCCUCAGUUGUAG
This is a messenger RNA of Plenodomus lingam JN3, 2790 nucleotides long. RefSeq lists its product as uncharacterized. NCBI's taxonomy places the organism in Eukaryota, Fungi, Ascomycota, Dothideomycetes, Pleosporales, Leptosphaeriaceae. The record is from RefSeq and is a predicted model, not a curated record.